Molecule: messenger RNA, 764 nt
Organism: Metschnikowia bicuspidata var. bicuspidata NRRL YB-4993
Lineage: Eukaryota; Fungi; Ascomycota; Pichiomycetes; Serinales; Metschnikowiaceae
Exons: 1
Coding region: 70-360 (96 amino acids)
Source: RefSeq, a predicted model, not a curated record
UCCAUUCUCUACUAUCCAGCUAGAAAGGGGGGCUUGUUUUAGGACAUCUGCGCGCGUGUUUUGCUGGUGAUGCCAAAAUCGGUUCGCCCAGUCGCAUCUAUAUGGGCUUUUCUCAACGCCGCCUUAUUUCUUAAGUCCCGGCCACGAACCCUGGUUGGCCAAACCGACCACAACAGACGGCAGCUUGCCAAAAUUCAAACAUCUCAGGAGAUUUGGCGGGGCCGUCUUGCCAUGCACCGUCUUUGCUUGCAGGACCGAGCUAUCAAGCAGGUUUCCAAGUCACGCCUCACGGGUCGACAAGAACUGCCGCAUAUGUCCAAGGUGUUUGCUGGCCCACCAGAAAUUCCAGCCGAUUUCUAAACAGCCUGUGCACCCAGCGUUUUGGAAUGCAGCUAUAGAGAUUUGCUGAUUGUCGAAUCAAUCAAGUGCCGGCGAGACUUGCUGGUCGUCGAAUCAGUCAAACAAACAACCAAAAAGGCAGAGACUACACAGAUCAGCCACCCUUCUCACAUACCCAGCACGGCAGAAACGCUUUGCUUCCAUUCUCGUCAAUCUCGCUUCUUCAGCUCUUGUCAAAGCUUGAAUGCUAUAAUGCUGUUUGUAUGUGAGAAGACGCAUCAUUCGUUUAUCGGCAAUAAAGGGGCGCUUGCAAAAGAUAUAACAAGGAAUAGUUUAUACAUUCUGACUGGCCAAUUACAUCACAGGGCCUGUUUUGGACACCAUGCUUCUACCUUUCGUGUUCCACACGGCUGUAUAUAUCUGCG